Messenger RNA from Aureobasidium subglaciale EXF-2481, 1910 nucleotides. RefSeq names its product glycoside hydrolase family 43 protein. Gene Ontology annotation, molecular function: hydrolase activity, hydrolyzing O-glycosyl compounds. The record is from RefSeq and is a predicted model, not a curated record. NCBI's taxonomy places the organism in Eukaryota, Fungi, Ascomycota, Dothideomycetes, Dothideales, Saccotheciaceae. Gene Ontology annotation, biological process: carbohydrate metabolic process. Bases 304 to 1827 code for a protein of 507 amino acids. The transcript is spliced from 2 exons.
CCGUUCCAAGCUGGUCGAAGGAUUACACCUGGUUGUUUUCUUGCCUAAAGUGCUUCCAUCACUCGGUGCAUGCCGAGCUCGAUGUUGCAGCUUGUCCACCUCAUCUGGCCGUUGGCCAAAUGGGAUAAACUCGGAAAGCUGUGCCACAACAUGUGGAAUAACAGAUUCCCGGCCAUUUAUCCGGACAGCCACAUCCCAAGUAUCCAUACUCCACGUAAGUAAGCUUCACUCCCAUGAUAUCGAAGAUGAAGUACACUUGUAUCCGGUUUGCCUCCUGUUGAGACACCCCGCUCGUCCGCAGUCAUGGCGUCCGCAAUCAAUCCAAUCAUUCCUGGUUUUGCUCCAGACCCAUCGGUGCAACGCAUUGGUGAUACGUUCUUCCUGGUCAAUUCCACCUUCCACCUGUUCCCAGGCUUACCGAUAUAUGCAUCGAAAGACCUCGUGAACUGGACACUCAUCGGAAAUGCAAUCAACCGUCAAUCCCAACUCUCACUACGUCUGUCAGACACCAAGCUCCAUCCACAAGAAGAUGGCACCGUAAUGCUAGCCACCGGCGGACUAUUCGCUCCGACCAUCAGACACGAUACAAGAUCAGGAAAGACAUACAUCAUCAACACAAAUGUCGUUCAUCCCGAAGAUAACGGAGAAGACAUACCGCAAAACUUCAUCGUCGAGACCGAUGACAUCUGGUCAGACAACUGGUCUGAUCCCGUGUACUUUGAGUUUUUAGGCAUCGACCCAUCCAUCUUCUGGGAUGAUGACGGCAAGGCAUACAUCUGUGGAUCAAGAGGACCUGGGCCCAUGACUACCAUCAGUCUCUUUGAGGCCGACCUGUCGACUGGCGAAAAACUUUCCGAGGAGAAGACGGUCUGGAAGGGAACUGGUGGAAUAUAUCCGGAAGGCCCUCACAUCUACAAGAAAGACGGGCUCUACUAUCUGCUCAUUUCCGAAGGCGGCACGUUCAAAGAGCACAUGAUCACCAUCGCAAGAUCCGAGAGCAUCUGGGGACCUUAUGAAGGACACGAGAAGAAUCCGAUCCUCACCGCAUCAGGCACAGACAACUAUGUUCACUGCACGGGACACUGCGACAUCUUCCAAGACAGCGACGGCAGAUGGUGGGGCGCCUGUCUCGCUAUGCGCAUGCGAGGCUCAAGAUUUCACAUGGGCCGCGAGUCUUUCCUGGUGUCUGGCAAUUGGGACGGCGAAUGGCCGAUUCUCGAUACGGUCGAAGUAUCCUCGUCGCACAAGUUCAAGACCGAUGUAGUCAAAGCGACAAGGAGUGGAUUGGACUGGCUGUACAUUCGUGACGCCAAUCUGUCAGACCACAAGAUUGAAGGCUCCACCAUUCGUCUCACACCAAGCAAAAAAGACCUCGCGCAAUGGCAGGAGCCGGUCUCAUUCGUCGGCAAACGCCAAAGGAAGCUUGAAGGAAGCGCUUCGGUCAGUGUGGCCGUGCCAAAAGCGGGAUCAGUCCGUGCAGGACUUGUCAACUACAAAGACGAGCACCGGUAUGCUCGCAUCUGGUAUGAUAACAGCAGCAAAUCAGUCUGCUUCGAAGUCGUCAACAAUGCGAAGAAGAUCAACAGACAAGACCAAGAGCAAGUUGCGGACGAUAUUGAAGAGCUCCGUCUGCUGAUUGAGUACACUGAAGAAAAGCUCGUGUUCCAGUAUGAAGAGGAGCAAGGCGUGACGAAGACGCUUGGGAUCGUCGACACAGAAGAGUUGUCGAAUGCAGACUUCGUCGGUCCCGUCAUUGGUGUCUUCGCUACUUCGAAUGAUGAAAGCACGCAAGACAUAGCGUUCACCAAGUUCGAGAUUGAUCAGUAAUUUGUGAUAGACCUGCUUCUUUAUGUCUCUCUAUAACGUCUGUAUAUACCUAAUACAUGACCAUCUAUGACGCUUCGGGUCGG